AUGGAAUGUAGUAAAUCUAUACAAAAAACCGUAGCCAUCAUUGGGAGUGGCCCUGCGGGUGCCUUUGCUGCAUGGGCGCUGCAGAAUGAUGGCUUCUGUGUUAUACUCUUCGAGAAAGUAUGCGUCGAAAAUCAUCUUACUCUGAACGGUCAUUCAUAUCGACAUGAAGGCGAUGUAGUCAGCAUUCCAAUGCGAACAUUUUCCGGGAAAUAUUAUGCCAACUUCUUUCAAGUGCUGAACCAUCUUCAUAUCAAAACGCAGAUACAUCGUUUUCAUUUUCUUUUUAUGAGAGACUCGCGGCAAUACUUUCAAUUCUUUUCUAAUUUCCAUAAAGUCAUCCCUUGUCUCAAGAAUGGGCUUCUGCUCAACAUAUUUACAUUUCUUUGCUACAUCUGGUUUACGUUUGCAUGCUUUUGGAUAUCUCCCUACAUUGCCAGUCUGGAUACCAAUCAUACCAAAACAGAGACUUUGGAGGAAUAUAUCCAUCGCAUUUGGCUCCCUGAUGUAUUUCUUGGAAAGUAUCUGCUGCCUCUAUAUUCAUCUGUUGCAACAUGCAGCCACGAUGAUCUACGACUCUUCCCAGCUGCUUAUAUCCUGAACUAUAGAAAGGAAACAUUUGCGGCACAACAUCAAACUGUUCCUGACAUGGGCCUGUUGCAAGACCAACUGACAGAAAAUGUUGAGAAAAGGUUUCGGAGUGAAGUGGUGUCAGUAAAAUCACAAGAAUACGGCAAAGUUAUUGUUCAGUAUCGCCACCUUGACAAACACUCUACCAUGGAGUCAGAAUUUGAUCAUGUUAUUCUUGCUACCAACUCCGCGGUCUCAAGUAAAAUCCACGAGGCUAGUUCAUCCAUCACCAAACAACUGAGAAGUCGCCUAGUGCGAGUUUCCGUUCAUCUGCAGACGGAAACAGAAACUUACAUGGCGCAAAAAACCAAGCCUAGUGAAAUUCUCAUAUUGAAUACCGAGAAGAAUCCUCAACAGAUUGAUAUCACACACUCGGUCCAUCUUCACCCAUCAGGCGUAUCGGUUACGGUAUCCGCAGAGAUGAAUAACGACGUUGAAGAUCAAGGUGGAGCGUUACCACUACAUAUAGUCACGCUUGCUCGUCCACUUCCAACCCCUGAUUCACAUCGCAUACUUCUAUCCGUCUUUGGAGAAGGGGCUAAACUUUCAACCAAUGGCUGGAAAAAUGGAGAUGGAAACGUUUACUUGGCAGGAGGCUACGCUUCUGCCGGGUUACCUUUGCUCGAAGCAUGUGCGCGCAGUGGAUUAGAGGCUGCUGAGGCUAUUGGUGCAAAUCUACCCUUUGCCUUGAUACGCAAGACGCCUUUUUAGGAAGGAAUUGGAGCUUUAUUUGAGAUAAAAACAUGUUUGUACACUUUGCUAUAACAAUCUUUACAGAUAUACAUGUAUUUUAACAUAUCCUAUCCUGAAUGAAAUGCGGCCCGUGAUUGACAUCGAAAUAUUUCUGCAUCAUGUAUAAGCCAAGCCGGUUUUGACUUUAUCAACUUGUAAUCAAGCGUUCCACAUUCUACAAGCA
This is a messenger RNA of Talaromyces proteolyticus, 1543 nucleotides long. RefSeq lists its product as uncharacterized. NCBI's taxonomy places the organism in Eukaryota, Fungi, Ascomycota, Eurotiomycetes, Eurotiales, Trichocomaceae. Gene Ontology annotation, molecular function: oxidoreductase activity. The coding region runs from base 1 to 1338 and encodes 445 amino acids. The record is from RefSeq and is a predicted model, not a curated record. The transcript is spliced from 2 exons.